CCUACAGGUGGGUGGGUACCUCUAGAGUACCUAGAGGGAUACUAGGUAGGUAGGUAGCCCAGCAAGUAGCUGGCUGCCUUGCCUCUCUUUCUUGCUCUAUCCGGAUCUCCCUCUCCGCUCCUCUCUUCCCUCUUCCUUACCUCUAGGUGGGACCUCUUAACCUCUCUCUUAUACAAUGUCUAGGUAGGUUAGAUGCUUACCCUCCGUCGGCACGUCGGCACGUCGUCAGAGAGGCCGGCUGCUGGCGAAGCCCAGGUCCGGGUCGAUCCAUGCCGUGUAGUAAGUUGGCGGAGAGGUAGCUCCCUGGUAUCUCGGCCCUACUCCCACGCCAUUGGCGAAGAUGUGAGCGCUUCUCGUUGUAGAGCAGCUUGCAGCUCUCACAAGCCAAUCGUCGUCAUCGUGCUCGCCCAGUGGCAUGUUUUUCCCUGCCUCUCUAACCUCGACUUCCCCUCUCUGCCUCCCUUCGUAUCCACCCGCAAAGUGCGCCGUCUCGGCCGCUGCCCUUUAUUUGUCCCCCCCCCUCGCGGACAGGUCUUUGUCUGGCUUGCGUCCUUUCGAUCCCCAUUGAUACCUAACCGUCCAGACCCCAACCUCUGCCAGACGAACAGACGGCCACGGAGAGAGAGACUUUGCGUGUGUGUUGAGUGUCGAGAGGAGAGGUUCCCACUCACCCAAUCCAGACCCCCCCCUCUCAUCCUCCCCUCCAGCUCCCAGCUCCCUCUGUCGACGACCCACCCCCUCAUCCGCCACCCUCGCAAGCAGCAGCUCGCCCAUCGUUUCUUUAACUACCUCAGCUACCCGAGCCCCUCAUAGACGGGUCUCGUUAGCAUCCCCAUCUUUUACCUGCUCAAGU
Durotheca rogersii is the source of this 853-nucleotide messenger RNA. RefSeq lists its product as uncharacterized. The coding region runs from base 193 to 813 and encodes 206 amino acids. The record is from RefSeq and is a predicted model, not a curated record. The transcript has 4 exons. Lineage: Eukaryota; Fungi; Ascomycota; Sordariomycetes; Xylariales; Xylariaceae.